Telopea speciosissima is the source of this 1508-nucleotide messenger RNA. RefSeq names its product trihelix transcription factor ASR3-like. The record is from RefSeq and is a predicted model, not a curated record. Lineage: Eukaryota; Viridiplantae; Streptophyta; Magnoliopsida; Proteales; Proteaceae. Bases 480 to 1433 code for a protein of 317 amino acids. The transcript has 3 exons.
CCACUCUCUCUCUGCGUUCCUUACUUUGUGGGAGCAGUGGCUGGAAUUAGUAGUUGGAGAUUUGGAGUAAGAACUUUGAAGAUUUUAGGGGGGGAGCCCAGAUGAAAUCAAAAGCUCAACAAGAGGGCAGAAAUAUAAUUAAUAAAGAAGAGACCUGAAAAAGAAGGAUAAAAAGGUGAAACCAGACACUUUGUUUUUAUUCUUCUCCUGUUGAUCUUUUGUGGGUGCAAUAAUCCCUCUCCUCCACAGCUCCACUGCAACAGCAACAUGGGAACAAUGGAUACCCAAAUCCUUCUCUGUGGUGUUGUUUGAAGUUGAGGUUCUCAUCCCAUCCUUGUCUAGGCAGAGCCAUUAAAAGCCUUAUUACCUUGCUUGGAUUUUCUGGAAAGACCCACCACCACCCAGCCUCCUUGAUGCUCAUCUCUCUCUUCUUCAUCCCUUGCUAGUGUUGUGUUUUCUUGAUACACUUAGCUAGUGAUAUGGCUGACCAAGGCAAGAGUGGUGGGGUGAGGGAGUACAGGAAAGGUAACUGGACAGUCCAUGAGACUAGUGUGCUUAUUGCUGCAAAGAGGAUGGAUGAAGAGAGGAGAAUGAAGAGAAGUGGAGAUGGUGAUGGGAGGAGCAGACCAGCUGAGCUGAGAUGGAAAUGGGUUGAGGAUUAUUGUUGGAGACAUGGGUGUUUGAGGAGUCAAAAUCAGUGCAAUGACAAGUGGGAUAAUCUGAUGAGAGAUUACAAGAAAGUAAGAGAAUACGAGAGAAGGUUAGCUGAGAGAGGAGUUGGAGAAGAAGGGUCUUAUUGGAAGCUUGAGAAGCAUGAGAGGAAAGAAAGGAACUUGCCUUCUAAUAUGUUGCCUGAGAUAUAUGAUGCUGUGGUGGAAGUGGUAGAGAAGAGAGGUGUUCCAAGGGUGAGUGGUGGAUCAGUAGCUCCUAACAUUGGCCUUGUCAUGGAGAUGCCUAGUUCUAGUGUUCAGCCUUCAAUGCCUCCUCUAUUGCAGUAUCACACCUCAAAUCCAACUCCACCAUUACCACUACCUCCUCAACCUCUGCCACAUUCUCAGCCAUUACCCUCAGUAGAUUCUGAUACAAGUGAGCAUUCAAACUCAUCAGCAAAGAGAAGAAGAAGGGGAGAAGGAACCAGCAGCUCUGGUAACACAUCAUAUGAAGUGGGUUCUGCAAUUUCUAAGAGUGCUUCUAUUAUAGCAGAAGCUAUCCAAGCUUGUGAGGAAAAGGAAGAGAAGAGGCACAGGGAUCUUCUCAAUCUUCAAGAAAGAAGACUCAAGGUGGAAGAGUCAAAGACAGAGAUCAAUAGGGAAGGAAUUAAUGGUCUUGUUGAUGCCAUUAACAAGCUUGCCAGUUCUAUACUUGCAUUAGUUUCAGACAAGAAUUCAUCUGCUCCAAAACAACCAACCAUAGUCAAUAAAAACAACACGUGAUUAACAUUGAACACCUAAGACCCAUUUGCUUGCUUGCUUGUAUAUAUAUAAAUGACAUCACCAUUUGUGUUUUUU